Molecule: messenger RNA, 1673 nt
Organism: Mya arenaria
Lineage: Eukaryota; Metazoa; Mollusca; Bivalvia; Myida; Myidae
Product: aggrecan core protein-like
Exons: 9
Coding region: 27-1673 (548 amino acids)
Molecular function (GO): signaling receptor activity
Source: RefSeq, a predicted model, not a curated record
GCCUCAUAACGACGAAACUUCGAAAAAUGGAUAAACUGUCACACUACAGUAUUUUAAUCCUUCUGUUUUUCCAAUAUGCAAGAGGGGACUAUAGUUGCAUUUGUAAUUAUAGUGUUGAAAAGAAGGUCUACAGCCAUGCAUCUGCAUCCAGCAAGGAAAUAGGAUCGAUGUACGAAUUUGACUGCAAGGCGGAGGCAAUGCAGUCACAAGAUCCGCAAUGGUUGGCCAUUGAAUUUGAGCAUCAGUACGGUUAUAUAUUGAAAGACUCAAAUAUCCAGAUACAGACAUGCCAAGGAAACGCACCUGGGGUAGAUAGAGUUACAACUACAACUACAAUUUCAACGACGACUAUGACAUCUAUGACACCAUCAACGAUCACUUUAUCAACAACAAAGGGAACACAAAUGACCAGCACUACCACAGCAACAACUACCACAACACCAUCAAUGUCUUCCAAUGCGACAACAAUAGGUUUAACAACUUCUCAACCAGCGACCACAACAAUGAAAACAACAAAUAAGCAAGCAACGGCUACCAAUCCCCAAACAACAACAACUAAACAAACAGCAUCGACAACAACAUCAACAAUACCGACAACAUCAACAACACUAACAACUGCAACACCGAAGGUAACGACUGCUACAACGAUAACAAUGAGAACAACAACUCCAUCAACAUCGUCGACAACAGCAUCAACAAUGCCAUCAACAGCUACAACAACAAGAGCAACAACAACCGCUACGCCAAAGGCAACAACUGCUAUCAAGACCACAAUGAGAACAACAGCGCCAACAACAUCAACUUCAUUUACCACUCAUCAGCCUACAACGCACGCAACACAUCCCCAAUCUGGUUCCCAUGGAAAUUGUCGGAAUUACAUGCACUACGCAGCGAGUGAACACGGAACAAUAUUUAGUGUGGGGGACAAAUGCUACGAGCUUGUCCCAACAUUACGUUCGUGGUUUGAUGCGGAAAACGACUGUAGGCACAAGGGCGGGCACCUUGCACAUAUUGGGGAUAGUAGCCACCAGCAAGCGAUUAACAAUGUGGUCCAGCAGUAUCAUGGCGACCAAGGAGUAUGGAUUGGACUUCACGAUCUACAACAUGAAGAACAUUUCCAAUGGACUUCAGGUGACCCAGUGACCUACACUAACUGGAUGCCUGGCAGGAAGAACCUAUUUUUUCAUGGCGUGGAAGAUUGUGUAGGUCUCGGUGUCCAUCAGUACCAUGGGAGAUGGGAAGAUCUUACAUGUGGACAGAAGAUUGCAUAUAUCUGCGAAUUUGGUGCUGUUAUUCCUACGACCACGUCGACUCAUAUUGUGAACACCCCACCAUCAAACGUCUUAGAAGGAAACAGCAGGCUUUGUCCAUAUACGGUCCAGCAGUAUGCAAGUCACUACAACACUCUCUUGGUACAGCAUGGAAGAAGUUGCUACGAGCUGCUGCAUAAUAAAGUCACGUGGUCUCACGGGGAAAGCCUUUGUGUAAAGGCGGGAGGACACCUUGUCCACAUAAACACCGCACAGGAGCAAGCCUACAUCCAAGCACUUAUGAUGAAAUACAAUCCCAACUAUGCAGUUUGGAUUGGUCUUCACGAUAAAAAUGUCGAAGGGCAAUUCCAAUGGACAGCUGGCGGCAGUUUCGUUGACAUGUCGCUGCUGAAAGGGCAGUAA